Guillardia theta CCMP2712 is the source of this 1908-nucleotide messenger RNA. RefSeq lists its product as hypothetical. Bases 1 to 1908 code for a protein of 635 amino acids. Gene Ontology annotation, cellular component: microtubule plus-end; centrosome; kinetochore. Gene Ontology annotation, molecular function: microtubule plus end polymerase activity; microtubule plus-end binding. NCBI's taxonomy places the organism in Eukaryota, Cryptophyceae, Pyrenomonadales, Geminigeraceae. The transcript has 18 exons. The record is from RefSeq and is a predicted model, not a curated record. Gene Ontology annotation, biological process: establishment or maintenance of microtubule cytoskeleton polarity; centrosome duplication; microtubule polymerization.
AUGGACCCUUAUCGAGGCAUGAGUGCAGCAUACCCUCCCAUGAUGAACUCGAUACCUCUCACUCCCAGCUAUCCUCCUCCUCUACCCGGCAACCCGCCAGCCCCUCCUUACGACUACUCGGGCAUGAAGCAAACCCCGCAGCAGAGCAUGAUGUUUCAACACCCCGCAAACUUCCCCCGCGGCUUUCCUUCUGCAGCUCAGAGCACACCGACUCUUGCCCAGCAGCCUCUCGAGCUGCGUCAGCAGCCUCCAGACGAGGCGAGAUACGAGCAGCAGCUUCCUCCAAGCUCGCAGAUGGCGCAGGAGGAGCGAUACCCGAAGCUUUCUUCUCGAAAGUCUGGCUACACGGAUGACGAGGAAAGCAUGGCGGCUGUUCCCCAGCAGGUGGUGGUGAGCUCUCCGGCUGCGUCUGCCCUGAAGCCUCAGAAGCCUCAGGCAUCCGGCGGGUAUGAAGCGCAGAGGGCAAAGGAGGAAAGUUCGGCUCCCCCUUCCUCCCGAGCUCAGCCCCAGCUGGAGCUAGCAUACAAUCUCUACACCUCAAGACAACAGGGCAAGGCUAUCGCAGGCAGCGAGUGGGAAGAAACGUCAUCCCUCAUUCAAGGGGGGCUCGCCGACAUCAACGUCAACGUGCAGGAGAGGUCGCUUGAGGCAGCUCGGAGCCCUCCAGCCCCAGCUGACCUCGACCUGCAGGCCUGUCAGCAAUUCUCCUCAGCCUCAGCUGAGCAGGUGGUCAAGAAGGGCUUCGCCUCUCCCAAGACUUCUGCCAAGACGCAGCAGCUUGUCCUCAAGAUGAUCGAAGCCGAUUGCUCCUCCUCCGUGAUUCCUGUGCUCGUCACCUGCAUGACCUGGAAGCAUGCGAAGACAGCAGCAGCGUGUGUUGAGACUGCUCUCAAGGCCCUGGAGCUCUUUGGAGCUGAGGUGAUCAAUGCAAGAAAUUGUCUUCUCCCGGCUUGCGUGGAGAUCUUCGACAGCAACGUUCCUCAGGUUCGAAGUCUGGCACUUCCUCUCGCUGUUGCUCUCGUUCAGCAUCUGGGCCCUGGCAUCCGCACUUCCUUCGGGCGUCUCCGGGGGGUUCAGGCCAAGGAACUGGAUGCUGCGCUUGCCAACGUCCCAGCUGGUCGUCCUCGACCGAGGAGGGCAACCCGGAGCACCAAGGGGAAGCUUGCUUCCAGCUCGAAGCCAGCUGGAAAGAGAGGGGACUUGAAGGGGCACACGAAGCAGCGCCAGGAGCUGGAGGAGGCGAUGGAAGACGGGGAGGAGGAGGAGGAGGAGGUAGAGGUAGAGGUCGAUCUACUCACGAAGCUGGGGAAGAGCUGGGCGACACAGGUCCUCAAGGUUGCCAAGUGGCAGGAGAAGCUGGAGUUUCUCGAGAAGAUCCCUGCCCUCUGCCAGCCCUCAGGUGCAGGAAGCUUCCGCCUCGUCCCCGGGGACUUUUCGGAGGUCGUCAAGAGUUUACGGGUCUUGACGGGGGACUCCAUGGUCCUGGUCGUGUCAGCCGCCGUCAAGGGCCUGCUGGGGUCCGGGCUGAAGGAGGAGUUUGCGGGCUCGUGUAAGAUGCUGUGCCCUCUGAUGCUGGACAAGCUCAAGGACAAGAAUCGAGGAGUGGUGGAAGCAGUUCAUGUCACCCUGGAUCAGUGGUUGCAGCGAUGCUUCACGUUCGAUGAUGUGGUUGACCCGAUCUCAAACGCCCUCAGCAAAGGAUCGACGCCCAAGGAUCAAAAGCAGGGGGCAUCGGUCUCCCCUCUUCCCUCUGUGAACCUGUAUGUGCUUGAAGUUCGCGACGCUGCGUUCGAGGCUACGACUGCGCUCAUGGGACUCGCUGGAUCAUCACUGGUGCUGAACCUUGCUGAGGAGCUGCAAGUCGACCCGAAGAGAAGAAAGAAGCUCAUGAGCAUGGGAUCCGGCUAG